Messenger RNA from Drosophila yakuba, 6069 nucleotides. RefSeq names its product AN1-type zinc finger protein 6 (gene drn). Lineage: Eukaryota; Metazoa; Arthropoda; Insecta; Diptera; Drosophilidae. The record is from RefSeq and is a predicted model, not a curated record. Bases 985 to 1584 code for a protein of 199 amino acids. Gene Ontology annotation, molecular function: DNA binding; zinc ion binding. The transcript is spliced from 5 exons.
CGCUCAUUUCUGUUAGAGUGCUUGGAGACUUCACUUCGCGUUUGGAGGAUCAGAUCCACGUUGGUUUUUGGCUUCAAUUACCCACAACUGUCAUCGUCAGCCCAGUCAGCGCCUUGCUAACUAAACUAGAUAAUAAAGUAAUCACAACCCCGCGCUCCCCUCCCUCUCUCUUUCGGUCGUGUUAGUGCGCUCCGCGAUUAAUAAAAGAAAAGAAUUAAAAGGAAAGCAAAAGGAAAACUGACAGCGUUUUCCUCUCGCAGCUGAGAAAAACCGCAGGACGCAGCUCAGCAGCAGCGUCGCAGUCGUGUGCGUUGUGCAUAAGAAAAAAAGAAGAAAAAAAAUCUUGAAAAAAGAAAUCCUGUAAUAUUGCAGAAAAAACCGUAAUUCGCCACUUGAAACAAAGGAAAACGAGGAAAAACAACUGCGUCGUGCACCAUUUUGUGAUAUAUUUUUUGCCCUCCUCCUUCUUCAACGAUCCCUGUGCAAUUCUCUGUUAAAGAAAAAAAUAAAAAUAAUUACUAGCAACCAAUUGAAUUUCUACGAGACCAACAUAACACACAAAAAUUUCCAACUACUGUGAUCCGAACAAAGCUCUAAGUUUUUGUUUCAAGCCUGUGUAAUUUCCACCCACAACGAAUUGGAAAACUCGUACUCCGGAUUAUUUGCGGCAGUCACGAAGCAAAAAACACAAGCGCAGCCUAAUAAUUGGACGAACUGAUUAAACAACAGUUAAAACAAGGCCCGCAAAAACAACGGCGGAUCAACAGUUGCCAGUUGCGAGUCGCAAGUUGCAAGUCGCUAGUUGCACGUUGCCAAUCUGAAAAUUGCACGCUUCCACGACUGAGAGCAGGAAGGAAAGGAAUCGCUGCCGCAGCAGGAAGCAGACGAAACUUCGCUGGGCGAAAGUAAAAGCAGGCUAGGCAAAUCAAGCAAAUCAAACAAAGAAACCGACCGCACAGACACACAAAGGCGCUCUAGCCAGCCAUGGAACGUGAAUCUAACCCAAUGCAACCCAUGUGCCGCUCCGGUUGCGGCUUCUAUGGUAAUCCAGCCACAGAUGGUCUCUGCUCCGUAUGCUAUAAGGACUCGCUUAGAAAAAAGCAACAGCCACCUGUGAGCAGCACACCUGUCUCCGUUCCAAGCCCACAACCUAGCCCCACAUUCAGUCCGGCCAUCGCAAUCACCAACACCGCACAGCCCACAGUCACCAGUUUACAACAGCCACACAACGAUGUCAAAGAGAAAAUCACCGAAGAAGCCGCCGCUGCUGCCAAAGUCAACAGCGAAGCCAUCACAUCGGCGACUGGUCCAAACACUUCCACACAAGCAGCCGCCUCCGCCAACGAGGAGGAUGACAAGGACAAGGAAGACGAUAAGGAUGCCAAAAAGAAGAAGAACCGAUGUGGCGAGUGCCGCAAGAAGGUUGGACUGACCGGUUUCCAGUGUCGCUGCGGCGGUCUGUACUGCGCCGUGCAUCGUUAUUCUGAUAAACAUAACUGCACAUUCGAUUAUAGAGAGCACGGCGCACAGGAAAUCCGACGCAACAAUCCGGUUGUCGUUGGCGAGAAGAUUCAAAAGAUUUGAAUUUCGAUAUUGUGCCAGUAACAGUAACAGUAGCCGUAGAAUGAUAAUAACCAACUACACAUAAUAAGAGUACAUAUAUAUAUAUAUGCUGCGCUAUAACAAGGAAAACAACAACCAACCAACAACCCACAACAGCAAAAACUCCAACAGCCGAAAGCAUAAACACACCCACACACAACACAAAAAUACACAGAGAGUAAUACUAAAAGAAUCGAUAUAAAACUGUAAUUGUAAUGUAAUUAUAAUGUAAACAGCAAAAGCAAGCAACAAUAGUUCAGAGAAACGAUAACCAAAUACCCCGCAAAAAAUGCAGCAACAACUGGAACAACAAUUUCGAUGCUCAACAACGUUAAGCUAGCAACGUCCAGCAGCAACCUGCGGCAGUAACAUGCCACAUGCAGCAGCAAAACGCAUCAGCAAGCAGCGUUCAGCAGCCAACACCUUUGUACAUCUUGAACCAGACGCGUGACAGCGUUAGCAAGUGCAACAACAAUCACCGCCGCGUUUGUGGAAUCCGAACAACAGACGCAGCAACAUCAACAACAACCAGCACAACCGAUUGCCUUGGUCGCCUGCUGAGCUGGGCCGAAAAAAAACAGUUUUGAAGAAAACACCAUUCAUUGAUUAACGUUGAAAUAAUUUGUUAUUCCAAAUACAAUUUGAAAAUUGUUUGUAUUUAGCUAAAAACACAUCAAACAACACACCGCCACAUUUACAACGACAACAAGCACACAACAAACCUUUGUUUCAUGUUACCAAACACCGCAACAAUCUUUUAGUAAGACAAUGUGUGUCAUUUGUUUUUGUAAUAUGUUGGAGUGUAUUAAAUAAAAAAAAAGUAAAUUAAAAAUGCAAAGUAUGAAAAGAAAUUUUAAGAAAAAUUUAACAAGCCCAAAUUCACAUACAAAAACCAACCAAGCAACCAACUCUUUCUCAAUUCUUAAUUAUCAUCAGCUAUUAAAUGAAAAAGAAAAAACUAAUAUAUAUUAAUUAAUUAUGUAUAUGUAUUAAAAAAGAAAAAGCAAGAAAAAAAUAUGCAAAAAUUAAGCGUAAAAAAACAAAGCCCUCACCACACAAAAAAAAUGUAAAAAAAAAACCUGAAGAAAAGAAACCAAGAAUAACGCAGUUGUGUAGAGCUCCCUAAAAAGUUUGCUAAGAAUCCACGACCACGCUACCCACGAGCGAGAGAGAGAAUAGCUAUAGAGAGAGAGAGAGAGAGGAGAAGCGCGAUUAAUGUAAAGCAACUUGGAGCAUAACAACUCCCUAUACAUAGAAAUCUAAAUAUAAUUAUAAUUAAUUAGUGAAUCAAACCAGGCGAAUGCAGUGCAAGCGGCGUUUUUUUUCUUCGUUUUACUUUUUGCCCUCCUGUCCCUCUAACAUUAAAUUGAAUUGAUUUUAAUUUUCUGAUUUUCGAUGAAUUAUAUAUAUAUAUAUGCAUAAUAUUAACUAUAUCUACAUCUAUAUAUGGUAGGAUAUGUAAAUCGUGUGAAGCAUACACACAUAUAGUUUCUUUGGGUAUAUGCACAUUAAGGCGAAAAACAAAAGAUAAAAACCAUUUAAAAAGCAUAUUCUAUCUAUAUAUAUAUAUAGCGGUUACAAAGAAAAUUCAGCAAAAAUGGCAAACAAAAAAUGCAAAAAAUACAAUAAAUAUAUAUGGUUCGUCUUUAGAUUUUUAUUGCUUUAAGCGUUAUUUAGUUUUUCUUUGUUUAUAUUAAAACACACAUGCGUACACAACAAAACAACAAACCCCUUUUUAAUUUAGCUUUCUCCAUUCUGUAGUACAUAAUUUACAAUUUUAUUCAAAUCAAUUACACCUAUGCAAAUAAAUUUAAAUCUAGAAAUAAAUUGUGUUGUUAACCCUAAAAAAAGGAAAAAAACAAAACUGAAAAAAAAAUCAAAACAAAUGUUGUAAGUAAAACUAAACUUACCAAUAACAAAGAGGAAAUAAUGCAAUAAAUUUGAUUCUAAAAUUACAAUUCCCACAAGACCAAAACCAAUCCAAUAAGUACAUUUGGCACACAGAACUGAAAGUAAUCGCUUUCGCACCAGCAGCAAAAUAGAAGCCGACACCAAACUCGCCUUUAACCAAUCGCCUUCCCACUGGGAAUACAUUUCGCGAGAUCGAAUCUAUCUAGUGGUGUUUCCCAAUCUUGGGUAACACUCCUAGUUACACGUCGAUCUGGGGAAUCUCGUGUUCAAAGCGGGUCCAUAGUUGAAGCUGGUUCGCAGCCAGCGAGACCUUCGAGACCUUCCUUGUGCACAGGAGAUUCUGGGCAGAAGUUAAGCAAACCAACCAAGCAAUAGUGAAGUCCAGCCACAUAGGGGGUGUUUAGUCAAAACAUUUGAACUGUACAAAAUCAGAGAUGAAAAAUGCAACCUAGAAACGAACUUCAAUAUAAUUUUAAAUGAAAGACGAUACCGAAAUGUACAGUCGGAGAUAAAAUGGGAGAAAUUAUAGGGAUGUGAGAAAACUGCAAUUAAUCAACAAGAACAGCUAAAUGUCAUUUAAAUUUAAUUUUACCCCCACCACACAAUGAUAAAGGCAACACUAUACAUAUACGUAUAUCAUAAUUUAAUUGAAAACUAUAAAAUUAAUUAGAAAAAUUGUAUACAUACACGAACACACACAAUAUGGAUUUUAAGAAUUACCAAACAAACCACGGUUUAAAAGCGUUUUAAAACUGAUUUACCAACUUCGAACAGCGGAAAAUUCGAAGUUGAAUCAUAUGAAUAUAAAGUUCGAAUCGAUUUAAAACCCAUUUCAAUAGUUUUUGCAUAGUUGUAGUUUUCAGUUACAAUCAUUUACAAUGCUUAAGUGUGCUUUUAGUUGAAAUUGUGUUUAUAUAUUUAACGAAAAGAGUAAAGUGAAAAGGCAAAUAAUAAUUAUAACUAAGCGUAAUAAACUUUUAUUAUAAUUAACCACAACGUUUAUUCUAGUAGUUCUUUAUUAUAUUACCAGAUUAAUUAUUAUUUUGUUGUGUGCACCUCUUAGUCACUUUUGCGCUUAUAAGCUAAUCAAACAACACGCAAGCAAUCACUCCCAUACCGAUAUCAAUCUUAAUCCCAAACCCAAUUCGAAUCCCAAUCCCGAUCCUAAGUUUCCCAGCCUGAGAAUCCAAUUUCUGCCAAACUCUACUUGUGUUAAAAUCUUUUGCAAUUGCUAGCCGAAUUCGAUGUUUGUUUGAACUCUUACUUUGGAUAUGUGAAGUGUUUUGUUGACAGCGGGAGCAGAGAUGGAACGAAAUUAGUUGAUUUAAGCGUAUGAAUGGGAUUUAAUGAACUUGAAUAUGAAUGAUGCAUCCAAUAUCUAAAACUCUAUGCGUAUAUAAAUAUUGUACUAAUGUGUAAUUGUAAUUAAAAUGCGUCGGAUGAGAAUAUCUGCAGCCAGUUGGGUGGAGAAACAGUGAACAUAUAUUUAACACAGAAACGGUAAAGCUAGAAAAUCUAAAUAGAAAUAGAUAUAUACUUAUACCUAAACUUGAGCCUCAGAUCCGGGCGUAUAUAAGAGCAACAACUAUUUUAAUUAAACUUAAACAAAUGCAUAAACAAACAAAUACAAUAACAUAGAAGUUAAAGCAAGAGCAACCACAAAAACAUUUGAAAUGAACAAUGAACAAUGAAAACAAUAUUAACUUCAAAAUUUAUAUAGCAAACUGGAUAAUGUUCAAUAAAAGGCGAUAAUAUAAUUUUUAAAAACAUUUGCAUUUUUCAUUUUAAUUUUGCGAUUUUGUUUUGGACGCAGUUAUUCAAAUAAUUUUUUUUACCACCUUUCGAUAUCCAUUCGGAACCGAAGCCAAGCCAAGGUGCUAAGUAGUUUAGAUGAUGAAGAAGAUGAUGAGGUGGCUCAAUGGCCAAUUAUGAGUAGAUCGAGUGGCUCUGGAAUGUGUUUCAAAAUGGUUCGUUCGCUCUUCAUGCAAUAGUUAAUAGCCUAACUAAAGUCACAGCAAGUGUUCAAAAGUAAAACUCAGUAACUACCUAAACUCAGCAAGUAAAUAAUAAUAAAUUUGUGUGUUUGCUUAUUUCGUUAUGAUAAUUUUUAAAACAGAAUAACACAGUUAAUACUUUUGAAUGAAGAAACAAAAGAAUAAGGUUUUGAUCUGUCUAUAAAUUAAGCUGCUAAAAACUCCAAAAACCUAUUUGAAAGCCCAACCAGACAAAGAAUUAAAGCAACAAUUACAAUAUUUGACAGAUUCUUCGCGAAUGGUAAAAUAAUGAAUGCUUAGAUCUUAAGACAAAUCGAAAGAAAUAUAUAUAUAUACGAGAUACAACAGUUAAAUGAAUGAUGCAGCAAUGUCGUAUGGAAUAACAGAAACAUAUAUCUUAAGUAUAAAUGAGUAUAUAUAUAGACUAUAUAUACACACAUAUGUAUAUCUGAUAAAUGAGAAAUCGCUAAACUGAUAAAAUUAAACCUAAGUAAAAUUAAAAGAAAAUACAAAACACGGAAAGAAAUGGAACUAAUAAAGAGAAUUAUUCUGAGAAAUAUAA